Messenger RNA from Telopea speciosissima, 2131 nucleotides. RefSeq lists its product as uncharacterized. The transcript has a single exon. The coding region runs from base 1 to 1974 and encodes 657 amino acids. The record is from RefSeq and is a predicted model, not a curated record. NCBI's taxonomy places the organism in Eukaryota, Viridiplantae, Streptophyta, Magnoliopsida, Proteales, Proteaceae.
AUGCAUUCACAUCGCAUUAAAGAAACAUCGGAGGCCUGCUUUCAUGGCUGCUGCCCAGUCCCUCUACUCGGCUUACCAGAUGCUCCAAAGCCCACCACUAAACCAAUCAACAUAGUCGCUGCGUCUCAUUACAAUUUUGAUGCCGCCACAGCCGCUUCUCUCUUGCCAAAUACCCAAUUCACCAACCAUGAGUCCCUCCCUCCAUUGGCAGAGGCUCUCUCUCGCUUCGCCACAGCUUACCCAUACUAUUCCCACACCCAUGAGGCCGAUCAAAUCAGAGCCCAACACUACUUUCAUCUCUCCCUCUCCAACCGCGUCUGCUUCGAUUACAUCGGUUUUGGCCUCUUCUCCUAUUCCCAGAAUCAAACUUCCAAUUCAAUUCCUUCAUCAUCUUCUUCUCCUCCUCCUCCUCCUUCCAACAGUCUCGAAUUCCCCUUCUUUGACAUCUCCUACAAACCCCCAACUCUGCAAUCUCAGACACUUAACAGUGGCGAAGAAUCGGAAUUAGAAUCCAGGAUCAGGAAGAGAAUCAUGGAUUUUCUCAACAUCUCUGACACUGAUUAUCACAUGGUUUUUACAGCAAACAGGGCAUCUGCUUUUAAGCUUUUGGCAGAAUCUUAUCCUUUUCAAUCCAAUCGCAGGCUCCUUACAGUCUAUGACUACGACAGCGAGGCUGUUCGAGCCAUGAUUGAUAGCUCCCAGAAGCGAGGCGCCCAAGUCAUGUCCGCCAAAUUCUCAUGGCCGAGCCUGAGGAUUCAUACUGCAAAACUGACUAAUAUGGUUGUGAGUAAGAGGAAGAAAGAGAAACGGGGACUUUUCGUGUUCCCAGUGCAAUCGAGGAUGACUGGAAGACGAUACUCUUAUCUAUGGAUGAGCAUCGCACAGGAGAAUGGGUGGCACGUCUUGCUCGAUGCCUGUGCAUUAGGAUCGAAGGACAUGGACACAUUGGGCCUCUCUCUCUUUAGGCCUGACUUCCUUAUCUGCUCCUUUUUCAAGGUUUUUGGGGAGAACCCAUCAGGAUUUGGUUGCCUCUUUGUCAAAAGAUCGAGUGCUUCCGUCUUGGAGGGUUCCACCAUGGCUAGAAGCAGCAUAGGAAUCGCUGUCACUCUUGUCUCAACAAAGAAGCUUUCUCAAUUACCCUCUGAUGAUUCUGAUGGUCACUCACAGACCCAAGAAAUAUCUAAGCUAGAGUCCGAGGAAGAUGAUUUAUCAUCCGUCAGGUCAUUCUCCGGUCCUAUUCUUCUGCAACCUCAGACGAGUACUGGGUUAGGGGAGAGAUCUUUGAGCUCAAACAGGAGAACUCAAUUGGAAGGAUUACAACAUGGUUCAACCCCUGAAAUUGUUGAAAUAGAUAGGCCCAAUGAUCUAUUAAAAGCAGAGAGUACAGAAACCAAUACCAAUGACAUGGACAACAAGAGCUUAGACAUCGAAUGCAAGUAUUUGGAUCAUGCGGAUUCUUUGGGGCUCAUAGUCAUCAGCAAUAGAGCAAGAUACUUGACCAAUUGGCUGGUAAAUGCAUUGAUGAAGCUCCAGCAUCCGGAGCAGGGACUUCCCCUCAUCAGAAUCUACGGGCCAAAGAUUAAAUUUGACAGGGGACCUGCCCUGGCAUUCAAUGUGUUCGAUUGGAAAGGAGAGAAGAUUGAACCCGUGGUUGUACAGAAGCUUGCAGAUCGAAGCAAUAUUUCUCUGAGCUAUGGGUUCCUACAGAACAUAUGGUUCUCAGACAUGUACGAAGGAGAGAAGGAGCGUGUCUUAGAGACAAGACACCAUGAAGCAACGGGAAUGGCAGAAAACAAGAGGAGAGAAAGAGGUGAACUGGGGAUAACUGUUGUCACGGCUGCAAUUAGUUUCCUGGCCAAUUUCAACGACACCUACAGGCUUUGGGCUUUUAUAGCUCAAUUCCUCGAUGCAGAUUUUGUGGAGAAGGAGCAGUGGAGAUACACGGCCCUUAAUCAGGGGACUGUUGAACUUUAAAUCCAACUGAUUCAAUGUUCUCUCAAUGUAUAAUCUUUCAUCAUCAAUGGUAAAAAGUCCCUGAAGUAAACGACACCCCAUCAUCCAAAUACCAGACUCCAGAGAAGGCACCAGAGCUCCUUUUCAAAAUUUAAUGACCUGCAGUUUUCCAAUUCUU